This is a messenger RNA of Monodelphis domestica (gray short-tailed opossum), 1931 nucleotides long. The record is from RefSeq and is a predicted model, not a curated record. Lineage: Eukaryota; Metazoa; Chordata; Mammalia; Didelphimorphia; Didelphidae.
CUUUGCUGAAGCAAGCAAAGACUUAUGUGACAAGGGUCAUACAGAAGUUAGAGGAAGGAUUUGAAUGACUCUUCAGUCCCUGCUGAGAGAAGGCACCUUGGUCCUAGGAAGCACAGGACCUGAAUUCAGAUUGGACAUCUCGAACAAAUCCAGGCCAACUGUCCAGUCUGUCAAGAUCUGUCUGGUCCUCACUCCAUCACUUAGUGUCUCAACUUUGUGGCAUCAUAAGAGUUGAUGAGAAAUACCAUCCAUGGUUUAUCCAAGUUACCGAUGCUCAUUCUGGUAGCCUAGGGCCAAAUCUAUGAUCGCUUAAAUAUCCAGCUUUCCAAAAAGAGCCCGGACACUUGUGCAUGAAAAUUUAAGUGGAAAAGUCGAUGCACAGAGACAGUCCCACUCUCUCGGCGUUGGAAGCCUGGGUCCAUUGGCACGAAAAGUCGUUACAUCUGGAGACUUCCUCAGCUGCAUUGGAUGGCCGUGUUGUCUUUUGUGCUCCAACAUGCCCUGAGCACUCCACAGUGCCUUGCUGCGUCGCCAUCUCAGCCGUUGAACCUUCUUAUUGGUUUCUUCCAUCUGUUCAGCCAAAGCAGUCUUCACAUGCUGGGAUGCAGAGUUAAGAACCAAAAAGCCAUGUAUUUAAAGGGUAGCAGAGCUGAGUUUGAAUCCUAGAUCUACCCUUUGCCAUCUGUGUGACCUUUGAUUCAUGGCUCUCCAGUCCCCCAUCAGGCAGGAUGAUAGCCUCUGAAAUAACUAAAAUACCAUCUGCCAUCUUCGACAAUGGAUCAGGCUUAUGUAAAGUAGGCAUAUCAGGAGAGCAGAAUCCCCGAUUCAUCCAGGCUACAGUCUUAGGUUAUCCCCAAAGUAUCAACUCCAUGGCAAAUACAUGGCAGAAGGCAUAUUAUGUUGGGCAAGAAGCCCAAGAUAAUAGAAGUAUCCUCACAUUGAACCACCCAAUGCAACAUGGGGUUGUCACCUCCUGGGAUGAUAUGGAAAAGAUCUGGGAACAUCUGUACAAAGAUGGUCUCAGAGAGACGCCCAAGCAGAGACCUGUGCUCCUAACAGAAGCGCCUCUGAAUCCCCCAGAGAACCGAGCCAAGAUGGUAGAGAUUUUCUUUGAGACUUUCCAAGUGCCAGCCCUCUACGUGGCUCUCCAAGGUCUCAUGGCACUCUAUGCCACAGGGAAAAGCACAGGCGUUGUUUUGGAAUGUGGGGAUGGUGUAACUGCCGUCAUCCCCAUCUACCAGGGUCGCUGCCUAUUCCAAAGCAUAUCCAGGUCUGAUUUUGCAGGGGGGGAUGUCACAAACUACCUGGCUGGGUUAUUCUUGGAGAAAGGCAUUUCCUUGAUGAACACGGGCAGCAAGGACAUCAUAACUGACAUCAAAGAAAGGCUGUGCUAUAUCAUACCUGAUCCACAUGAGCGGAUGAAAGAGGAAAACCUAGACUGUUCCAUAUAUAACUACAUCCUUCCUGAUGGUCAGACCAUGCAAAUUGGGGAUGAGCUGUUCCAAGUACCAGAGUGUCUCUUUCAGCCCUCCAAGGCCGGUUCCUCAGCUCCUGGAAUCCACACAUUAGUCACCGAAAGUGUAUUGAAAAGCAGCCACCAUUUCCAGAAAGAUCUUCUGAACAACCUGAUCCUGUCUGGGGGCUCCACCUUGUGCCCAGGGAUGAAGAGGAGACUCUGGAGGGAGAUACAGUCCCUUAUGAAGGGAUCCCUGAAGGUCAACAUCAUGGCCCCCAGUGACCGCCUCCUUUCAGUGUGGAUUGGUGCUUCUGUCAUCACGAGUCUGUCAACUUUUCAGCAGAUGUGGAUGUCCAGCUCAGACUACAAUGAGCUUGGCCCCUCUGCAAAGCAGAAUUGCUUCUGGUGAGGCCGGCAUUCUUGACCAACCAACAACAUCCAAAUUAUAAAAAAAAUACAGAGAUCUCCAACCAAA